Molecule: messenger RNA, 1511 nt
Organism: Neltuma alba
Lineage: Eukaryota; Viridiplantae; Streptophyta; Magnoliopsida; Fabales; Fabaceae
Product: G-type lectin S-receptor-like serine/threonine-protein kinase At1g11410
Exons: 7
Coding region: 16-1380 (454 amino acids)
Biological process (GO): protein phosphorylation
Cellular component (GO): plasma membrane
Molecular function (GO): ATP binding; protein serine/threonine kinase activity
Source: RefSeq, a predicted model, not a curated record
GAUAAGAGCGAGAGUAUGAACUUGAAAAGUUGUGAGGAAAAGUGCCUGAGGGAUUGUUCUUGUGUGGCGUAUACGAAUGCGGAUGAGGUCAAAGAAAGUGGGUGUUUGACAUGGCAUGCUGAUAUGGAAGACAUCAGAACAUUCGAAAAUGUGGGCCAAGAUUUGUAUGUGCGUGUGGAUGCAAAUGAAUUGGCUAGAUAUGAAAGGAAGCAUUAUGGUUCUCUUGGCAAGAAGGGGAUGAUGACCCUCAUAGUUAUUUCUAUUUGCUUGAUAACAUUCCUGGUCAUCUCUUUCUUAUGUUGGUUUGUAAUAAAGAACAGGAAUCAAGCAAAAAGAAUGCACGGAGAAUUUUUUUUUGACGGAGAAGACAAUUCCAAUUUAACUCUGUUUGACCUAAAGGACAUAAUUGAGGCAACAAACAAUUUCGCAGACGCUAAUAUGCUUGGAAAAGGUGGCUUUGGUUCAGUAUAUAAGGGUCUACUUAAAGAUGGAAUGGAAAUAGCAGUUAAGAGGUUAUCAAAGUAUUCUGGACAAGGCAUCAAAGAAUUCAGGAAUGAGGUUACUUUAAUUGCAAAGCUCCAACAUAGAAAUCUUGUAAGGAUCUUAGGUUGUUGCAUGGAUGGAGAAGAGAAGAUGUUGAUAUAUGAAUAUUUGCCAAACAAAAGCUUGGACUCCUUCAUAUUUGAUCAAGCGAAAAAAUUACAAUUAGAUUGGAGGAAAAGAUUUUACAUCAUUUGUGGAGUUGCAAGAGGAAUUUUAUACCUUCAUCAAGAUUCAAGAUUAAGAAUAAUUCACAGAGACCUAAAAGCUAGCAAUGUCUUGUUAGAUCUUGCAAUGAAUCCUAAAAUUGCAGAUUUUGGUAUGGCAAGAAUAUUUGGUGGUGACCAAACUGAAGCAAACACAAACUGUGUUGUUGGAACUUAUGGUUAUAUGUCGCCAGAAUAUGCAAUGGAAGGAAUUUUUUCAAUAAAAUCAGAUGCGUACAGUUUUGGAGUUUUACUUUUGGAGAUUGUUACUAACAGAAAGAAUAGUGGUUAUUAUGAUGACAUUACUUCUACUUUGGUUGGACAUAUUUGGAAUCUUUGGAGAGAAAGCAGAGCUAUGGAGAUUAUUGAUCCAUCGUUAAUAGGUGAUCCAUGCCUUGAACAUGAAGUUCUCAAAUGCAUUCAUGUUGGGCUUUUAUGUGUGCAAGAAUAUCCAACAGAUAGGCCUACCAUGUCAGAAGUUGUUUUCAUGUUGGAUAAUGACUCAACUCUUCCUCAUCCAAAGCAACCAGCAUUUCUUUUCAAGAAAACUAAUUGUGAUGAUUCAAAUCCGUCAAUCAGUGAAGGAGUUAAUUCAGUUAAUGAGAUGAGUACUACUGUGAUUGAAGCUCGCUGAAAAUCAUCACUCUCUUAUAAUUGGUAAUGCUCUUAUAAUGCUAUGAUAUACUUGUGAUGAAGUGAUGGAUAUAUUUUACGAUUUUUAAAACAUUGUGAAUGAUAAUAAUGCAUAUAUGUUUUUGCAUUGAA